CAGGGAAGGCUUUAAGAGAAGAGGUAGGUGGGGCAGUGAAAUAUAUGCACUGUGCUGAGAAUGUUUGCUGAUCCUAUUUUCUUUCUUUCUUUAUUUCUUUCUUUCUUUUUUGUGAGGAAGAUUAGCCCUGAGCUAACAUCUGUCACCAAUCCUUCUCUUUUUGCUGAGGGAGAUUGGCCCUGGGCUAAUAUCAGUGCCCAUCUUCCUGUGCUUUACAUGGGACACUGCCACAGCAUGGCUUGACAAGGGGUGCGUCAGUACGCCCUCCGGGAUCCCGACCCUGCGAACCCGGGGUCUGGCAGUGGAGUGCAGGAACUUAACCACUAUGCCUCUGGCCUGGCCCCCGGACCCUAUUUUCUAAUUUUUGAAAUUAGAAAAUUCAGGUUACAUAUUUUGUGAAUGUGUUUGUCUAUAAGAUAUUAUGGAAAUCUGAAAAUUAAAUCAUUUAGUUAAACAUUUGUGUAAAUUACUAAAAUUCUAUAAUAUCAGGUCUAUCCUAGAAAAUGCAGGGUAUAUAUUUACCAUAGAGUAGUACAGUAUCAUUUGAACUGUAAGAUUUGUGUGUAUAGACAGAAAAGUAGUGAGUCCAGGGACCUAGUACAAUCUAGGAAUACCAGAUAAUUUUGCUUAAGUGCAAGCAAAUGCAACUUUUACGUAGGAGAGAUGUCAAGUUAAUGAUGCCUCAAGAAGCUGAGCAUUAAGGCUUGGGAAGUCUAUCUGCUGAGCUUCCCUUUUCUAUUCCCUUGCCCUAUUCUUGCAUGCAGUGGUUUGGAGAUGAAGUUCCAGAUGAAAUACAAGGAGAGUUAAGAAAAAUGAGCCCAGUUUGUGUAGCUUCUUCUCUCAUUUGUCCUUUACUCUGUUAGAAAUAAAACUAGAUCCUUUGACAUAUAUGAUAGAAAAUAGAGCCUCCACUAGCUUUUAGAUGAGCAAACAACCACCACUGUCAUCUACUGCCACUUAAUAUCAGUAUGCUGAAUACCAGGAAAAUGCAACAUGGCAGCAGCGAUGGAAACAGAACAGCUGGGUGUUGAGAUCUUCGAAACUGCAGAGUGUGAGGAGAAUAUUGAAUCACAGGAUCGGCCUAAAUUGGAGCCAUUUUAUGUUGAGCGAUAUUCCUGGAGUCAGCUUAAAAAGCUGCUUGCUGAUACCAGAAAAUACCAUGGCUAUAUGAUGGCUAAAGCACCACAUGAUUUUAUGUUUGUGAAAAGGAAUGAUCCAGAUGGGCCUCAUUCGGACAGGAUCUAUUACCUUGCUAUGUCUGGUGAGAACAGAGAAAAUACACUGUUUUAUUCUGAAAUUCCCAAAACCAUCAAUAGAGCAGCAGUCUUAAUGCUCUCUUGGAAGCCUCUUUUGGAUCUUUUUCAGGCAACACUGGACUAUGGAAUGUAUUCUCGAGAAGAAGAACUAUUAAGAGAAAGAAAACGCAUUGGUACAGUUGGAAUUGCUUCUUAUGAUUAUCACCAAGGAAGUGGAACAUUUCUAUUUCAAGCUGGUAGUGGAAUUUAUCACGUAAAAGAUGGAGGACCACAAGGAUUUACUCAACAACCCUUACGGCCCAAUUUAGUGGAGACUAGUUGUCCCAACAUUCGGAUGGAUCCAAAAUUAUGCCCGGCUGAUCCAGACUGGAUUGCUUUUAUACAUAGCAAUGAUAUUUGGAUAUCCAACAUUGUAACCAGAGAAGAAAGGAGGCUCACCUAUGUGCACAAUGAGCUAGCCAACAUGGAAGAGGAUCCCAGAUCAGCUGGAGUUGCUACCUUUGUGCUUCAAGAAGAAUUUGAUAGAUAUUCUGGCUAUUGGUGGUGUCCAGAAGCUGAAACAACUCCUAGUGGCAGCAAGAUUCUUAGAAUUCUUUAUGAAGAAAAUGAUGAAUCUGAGGUGGAAAUUAUUCACGUUACAUCUCCUAUGUUGGAAACAAGGAGGGCAGAUUCAUUCCGUUAUCCUAAAACAGGCACGGCAAAUCCAAAAGUCACUUUUAAGAUGUCGGAAAUAAUGAUUGAUGCUGAAGGAAGGAUAAUAGAUGUCAUAGAUAAAGAACUAAUUCAGCCUUUUGAGAUUCUCUUUGAAGGAGUUGAAUAUAUUGCCAGAGCUGGAUGGACUCCAGAGGGAAAAUAUGCUUGGUCCAUCCUACUAGAUCGCUCCCAAACUCGGCUACAGAUAGUCUUGAUCUCACCUGAAUUAUUUAUCCCAGUAGAAGAUGAUGCCAUGGAAAGACAGAGACUCAUUGAGUCAGUGCCUGACUGUGUGACGCCACUAAUUAUCUAUGAAGAAACAACAGACAUCUGGAUAAACAUCCAUGACAUCUUUCAUGUUUUUCCCCAAAGUCAUGAAGAUGAAAUUGAAUUUAUUUUUGCCUCUGAAUGCAAAACAGGUUUCCGUCAUUUAUAUAAAAUCACAUCCAUUUUAAAGGAGAGCAAAUAUAAACGAUCCAGUGGUGGGCUGCCUGCCCCAAGUGAUUUCAAGUGUCCUGUCAAAGAGGAGAUAGCAAUUACCAGUGGUGAAUGGGAAGUUCUUGGCCGGCAUGGAUCUAAUAUCCAGGUUGAUGAAGUCAGAAAGCUGGUAUAUUUUGAAGGCACUAAGGACUCUCCUUUAGAACAUCACCUGUACGUGGUCAGUUAUGUAAAUCCUGGAGAGGUGACAAGGCUGACCGAUCGUGGCUAUUCCCACUCUUGCUGUAUCAGCCAGCAUUGUGACUUCUUUAUAAGUAAAUAUAGUAACCAGAAGAAUCCACACUGCGUGUCCCUUUACAAGCUGUCAAGUCCUGAAGAUGACCCAACUUGCAAAACAAAGGAAUUUUGGGCCACCAUUUUAGAUUCAGCAGGUCCUCUUCCUGACUAUACCCCUCCUGAAAUUUUCUCUUUUGAAAGUACUACUGGAUUUACAUUAUAUGGGAUGCUGUACAAACCUCAUGAUCUACAACCUGGAAAGAAAUACCCCACUGUGUUGUUCAUAUAUGGUGGUCCUCAGGUGCAGUUGGUGAAUAAUCGAUUUAAAGGAGUCAAGUAUUUCCGCUUGAAUACCCUAGCCUCUCUGGGUUAUGUGGUUGUAGUGAUAGACAACAGGGGAUCCUGUCACCGAGGGCUUAAAUUUGAAGGCGCCUUUAAAUAUAAAAUGGGUCAAAUAGAAAUUGACGAUCAGGUGGAAGGACUCCAAUAUCUAGCUUCUCGAUAUGAUUUCAUUGACUUAGAGCGUGUGGGCAUCCAUGGCUGGUCCUAUGGAGGAUACCUCUCUCUGAUGGCAUUAAUGCAGAGGUCAGAUAUCUUCAGGGUUGCGAUUGCUGGGGCCCCAGUCACUCUGUGGAUCUUCUACGACACAGGCUACACAGAACGUUAUAUGGGUCACCCUGACCAGAAUGAACAGGGCUAUUACUUAGGAUCUGUGGCCAUGCAAGCAGAAAAGUUUCCCUCUGAACCAAAUCGUUUACUGCUCUUACAUGGGUUCUUGGAUGAGAAUGUUCAUUUUGCACACACCAGUAUAUUACUGAGUUUUUUAGUGAGGGCUGGAAAGCCAUAUGAUUUACAGUGUGUAAUCAUGGAAAAGAUGACAGGAGUCCAUUCACUAUCCUCCUUUGCUUUUCUUCUUCCCCAUGGAAGGAUCUAUCCUCAGGAGAGACACAGCAUAAGAGUUCCUGAAUCUGGAGAACAUUAUGAACUGCAUCUUUUGCACUACCUUCAAGAAAACCUUGGAUCACGUAUUGCUGCUCUGAAAGUGAUGUAAUUUUGACCUGUGUAGAACUCUGGUGUACACUGGCUGUUUAACCAAAUGAGGAGGUUUAAUCAAUAGAGAACAUAGAAUUGAUCAUCACAUUUUGGUACCUGCCAUAUAACAUCUACUUCUGAAAGUUUAUUUGGUGCCAUGCAGGCGUCUGCAGCUUGUGGGUAGUAAUCUAAUACCUUAAUCAUACACACAAAAAAUUGAAUGAAACAUAUUUCGGAGGGACCCAGCAAUACCAUGAGAAUUACUGAAAGAAAUAAGACGUAAGCACCAUGUAUCCCUACUACCUUAUUUUCACUUUUAAUAGCAUUAUAAACCUCAUGGACUUAAUUAGUGUAUUUUUACAGUAUACUAUGGAGUUUGUUAAAAUAUGAUGAUAUGAGAUUGGUUUGGUUCAAUUCCAGAAUCUCUGACUAGUUACAGAUUUGAGCACUUAAAUGUAAUUGACUAGCUUAUGCUUCAUUGCUUGGGGUGUAUCCAGCAUGUUAUGAACUAAUCACUAUUAAACGUGUGACUUAACCAGUCAUUAAUGAUUUUUCAAGGAUAACUUAGUGGCCUCCUAAAGAAACUUAUUUUGUUUCAUUCAAGCUCUGACGAGUUUUUAGCCAAUUUAAACUGUAUCGAGCAUAAAUAGUUCUCUUUGAUGAUAAGACAGAGUGGGUUUUUCCUUUCGCCUAAAGGCGAGUAACUGUAUAUGUAGCAUGGAUUUAAUUAGUCUUAUAAUAUUGAUAAUUACAGGCAGAAAAAUUUUAAUCAAAUGAUUAGAGCUUAAAUAUUUGCAGGCAAUUUCUUUUCCUUUAGGAAAAGAAAAAAGUACACAUUCACUUGUAUUCUUCAGAAAAUUUAGUGGUGCCAGUUUCCAUCAGGUACUUCCUUAUUAAAAGUUCCAGAGUUUUAGGGCAAUGGAAGGGAAUUGUGGUGGAGUGGGGGAGACCAGGGUGUGGAGAAUGACAGGGAGAGGAGAAGGCAAGGGUCUGCUUAAGAACUAAGCAGAAGUAUAAUUUGACCAAAAAUAUUCAUGAAAAAAUUUGGAAAGUGAAAUUUAAACUCCUAGAAUGUUAGCUAAGGAGAGCAGAAUUAAGAAAUCACUCCCCUGCCAACACAGUUACAGACUAACAUUCAGGAGAGGAAAAGUUCCUUAGAGUUACUUUUAUAAUUCUAAUUUUUGUUAUUUUUAAUUUUAGAAACCUUAAAAAUUUAUUCUUUAUCCCUUUUAAAUUAUUUGAGCAUAAUUUAGUUAUUGUGAGCUUAAAAUAAAGAGGUUUCCAGACAACCUCUUUACCACAAACUGAUCCCUGGCAAGCCAUGGCUCUGUUUUUCAGUGUUCAAAGCUUAUAAGCAAUUCUUGAAUGGCCGUGACAUUUUCCUGGUUUAGCCCUAGCACUUGACUAGUAAGGGAGCUCAUAGGCUUUCAGGUGCUGAUUGGGAUCUGUCCUUGUAGAGUCUUGAGGUGCUAGAUGGGUCACAUUGGAGCCAGUGGCAGAGAAGGCACCCAUGAGUUUGACUGUUUUUAUCACAAGCCUCAGUGUUUGGAAGGUUGUUACCAGCACUUUUAAUAAACGCUCCAAAAAACAUUGCUCUUUUUCUUUCUCACCACCACACAGAGAGUAGAUUUCUCCCAUAGAGAGCACAGCCUCCAUUAGUAAGGAUGGUGACUGUGCGUCAGAGGUGGACUUUGUCACUGAGGGCCAGAUGGGAAGUGAGGGAAAUCCAGAAAUGGCAGGGUGUCCUGGUGGUUCUGUCCUUGGGAAGGGAAUUGGGUUUUGCUGUUUGUGUAUUUAUACUGUAUAAUAGGUACCACGCUUUUCCUUAUUUUCUGUAUAUGUAUUGAUUUUCUUGUUGAUGAUAUUUUCCCAUGCUGAGAUUUGUUUAUAUUUUUUUCAAUGUUAAAUUAAAUUGAUUUGGAUAACUUUUCUUCCCCAAGAAAGUAUUUUCCCCCGUGACUUACUAUGUAUCUGACUAUUGAAGGUGGUUUUUGUUUGUGAACUAGUUGACCUCCAAGGAUAUAUACUUAUAUAAUAUGCAAAGUAGAAAUGGUAUACAGUAGCUUUUAGACAGCUACUCAUUUGAAACUUUUUACCCAUUAAGGCUGUUUCUUCAAAAUAGCAUUGCUUAUUUUACCAAAACAAACCUUAAAGAACCUCAUGUACUCUUGAAUUCACAGGUUUUUUCCUUUUGCAUCUUGCCUUGUCCUUUCUUCCUAUCACAAGGAAUGCUUCUGUUAUAAUUCCCAGUCCCUUAAAUGCCAUUCUCCUUCUAUAGGGGGGAAAAAUACCUGACUGAAUUCACUUGCAGAAAGACAGCUUGACUAAAUUUGAUUUUUAAAACUGGUGUGGAAAACAUGAUAGUCAAUUCAAGCAAUCAGUAGAAAUCCCACUAAAACUGUUUGUACCCUACCUAUGGGUAACAAUUUAAAAGGCAAGAGUAUAUAAAAGUAGCAACAGUUUUGGUGAGAGCCAAAAAGCACUAGGUUAAACAUCAAACGGGGUUUUUGUGGGCUUGAUAAAUGGGUGCACUUGAGCCACCAUCAACAGGUAUAGUUGCUUGUGCAUUGUUGAGCAGCAGGAUUCAAAAUCUGAGAUUCAUCUGGGAUGCUUACUAAAGAAAUGCAGUCUUGAACCUCACUCUUAGAAAUUUGGGUUCGGUUGAUUUCGGUGGUAACCAGGAAUUUGCAUUUCUAAGAAGCUUUCCAGGUGAUUCUAAAGCAAGUCAUUUGUGGGCUACUUUAAGAAACUCUUCUAUGGAGAAUGGAGUUGGAUUAAGAAAAUAAUAGGUGAUUUUUACACUGGACUGAUUUACAAGAACCUAAAACAAUAGUCAAGACAGCUGCUCAUCUCUAAUAAUUAUUGGCCCCUUCUCACUCUAAAAGAAGCAGAAAGUAUUGUUAACUGUGUAUCCACUUUGUCUGGAGAUUCAUUUUGGAAUGAAGGUUUUUCCCUCUACGCCAUUCCUGGCUCAUCUCCAAAGCCUCAUGCAGAAGGGUGAAGUCACAAUGCAUGCAUUACCUUUUAAAAGAAUGAGAUAUAGAUACUGACACUCACUUUUUUUUUUACUAGUUUUAUUCUUUACAGAAGGUGUAUCCCACCUCUCUGUAACAUCGUUCUCUCUUUAGGUGGAAUGAUUCCUGUAAGAUCUCUUGUUAUUAUAGAAUCAUAAAUUUUUCAAGCUAUUAUAUCUUUGAUAUAAUCUAAUGUUCUCAUUUGUUAGAGGAGGAACCUACAUAUAGAGAGAGGAGAAAAUAUACCCAUGGCCACACAGCCAGUUAGUGUUCAGUUGGUACUAGACUCCAUCCAGAUGUCUUGACUCAUGGUAGUUAAAUGAUAUGUAGAAAAGGCAAAUUUUUAAAGAAGUAUUUAUUAAUAUAUUCCUAUGAAACAUUUUAAAGAUAACAUAAAAUGGUUAAUUUUUCCAUUCUAAAGUAAAUGCUAAGCAUGCUUAUUAAUGAAGCAGUACUUCUAAUUAGUAUAUGACAUUCUCGAGUUAAUUAAAAUUGUUACACUAAAUGUGUCUUCCUUGGUACAGUGGGGGAUUUGGGGAUUGGGAUAUAGAGUAGAGUGCUUGCUUAAGCCUGAGAGCCCAAUUUAUAGCUAUUUGAAGUAAGAAAAGAGACAUGGCCAUAUCUAAACUAAGAUAUGUAAGGUGAGUGUCCAUUCUGAGCAGACAUAAAGGAAUAAGGUAACUUCCCUGAUUCCCACCUUCUCAACCCCACCCAGCCUCACCUAUCCAUCUUGCAGCCUAAAAUAUGGAGACAUGUUAGUGCAAGGUGCUGGCUCCUGCUUUUAUUACUUUGUCAAGAGACAGCUGUAGGUAAUCAUUUCAGAAGUCCCUUACAGAGAGAGAAAAAGUAGUGUUUGUUUGUAUGUUUGUUUUUAAAUAACCCAAAUACAAAUUUAUGUUGUAUUCAGCACAAUUGGAGUUCAGGUCUUUAAUUUUAGAACAUAAAGUGCCUGCUGUUUUAAGCAUUGACUUGUAUAAAAAGAAUUGCAUGUCUCACUCCAGUAAGUUUAUGGGUUUUCUCAUUUUCAGCUACAUGGCUUUUAAUCAUGUAAAGUGAAAUAUUAGUUUUGUUGCGUUUUACUAUAGGUUCUUUGUUGCAAUAAAGAUGCUGCUAAAAUUA
Messenger RNA from Diceros bicornis minor, 7828 nucleotides. It is a transcript of the gene DPP8, whose product is annotated as dipeptidyl peptidase 8. The record is from RefSeq and is a predicted model, not a curated record. Gene Ontology annotation, biological process: proteolysis. Bases 994 to 3714 code for a protein of 906 amino acids. Lineage: Eukaryota; Metazoa; Chordata; Mammalia; Perissodactyla; Rhinocerotidae. The transcript is spliced from 21 exons. Gene Ontology annotation, molecular function: serine-type peptidase activity; dipeptidyl-peptidase activity.